This is a messenger RNA of Phaeoacremonium minimum UCRPA7, 834 nucleotides long. Its product is annotated as putative cleavage and polyadenylation specificity factor subunit 5 protein. Gene Ontology annotation, cellular component: mRNA cleavage factor complex. Lineage: Eukaryota; Fungi; Ascomycota; Sordariomycetes; Togniniales; Togniniaceae. The record is from RefSeq and is a predicted model, not a curated record. Gene Ontology annotation, molecular function: mRNA binding. Bases 1 to 834 code for a protein of 277 amino acids. The transcript is spliced from 4 exons.
AUGUUACAGACGUUUAAAAUCGCGCCUACCAUGUCGACGGUCACCAACACGGCGCUUCAAUCCUCCAACCCGCCCGUCAUCCCCCUUCCCUUCAACGGUAACCAACCUGAGACGAUCCGCCUGUUCCCACUCUCCAACUACACCUUUGGCGUCAAGGAGACGCAGCCGGAGGAGGACCCGUCGGUGCUCGCGCGCCUGAAGCGACUGGAGGAACACUACAAUGUACAUGGCAUGCGACGGACGUGCGAGGGCAUUCUAGUAUGCCAUGAGCACAACCACCCGCACAUCCUCAUGCUUCAGAUCGCCAAUGCUUUCUUCAAGCUUCCUGGAGACUACUUGCGACCUGAAGACGGGGAGAUAGAGGGCUUCAAGGCACGGCUGGACGAGCGGCUGGCCCCCGUCGGCCGGCUGGGCGAGGGAGAGGAGGCCGGCGACUGGCAGGUGGGUGACUGCCUAGCGCAGUGGUGGCGACCGAACUUCGAGACGUUCAUGUACCCGUUCGUGCCGGCGCAUGUCACCAGGCCAAAGGAAUGCAAAAAGCUCUACUUCAUUCAGCUCCCCAAGUCAAAGGUGCUUAGUGUGCCCAAGAACAUGAAGCUGCUAGCCGUCCCGCUGUUCGAGCUCUACGACAACACUGCGAGAUACGGCCCCCAGCUCUCCGCGAUCCCCCAUCUUCUCAGCCGGUAUAACUUCGAAUUCGUCGACGAGCAGGGCAACGUGGUCGCGGCGACUCCCGGUGCGGGCGCACCAGACGGCUACGUACCAAAGACGAAGGUCCUGUCUGGCGAUGACGUGAACAUGAAGGAGGAGAACGAGAACGGCACGGAGCAAUGA